CAACGUCAAAAAAUGUCAAAUGACAAAAUAGAAAUUGCCGAAAUGCCAAUUUAAUUCAAUAGAUUUCGGCGAUAUCUGAUUGCUUAAAUGCAAUAUAAACAUAUCGCUUUAACUUUCAUCGAAAUUUUCUAACCCUGGUGCCUCUAAAUAUAUCGAAGAAAAUAUGUGAAAUAACUUAUACUAAACGACUUGAUGUGACUUUGUCGUUUUGAGCAGGUUUACGGCUUAGUUGUGAACCUAAGUGGUGAUGUCUUUAAAGCCAAAUAAGAAGACGCCACCGUAUUCAAUUUUUGCCACAUAUAUGAUGAAAAUUAUCCGUCUAAAGGCAAAUUAUGUCAUUGAACUAUGCCUUUGCUUUUUCACUGUUUCUUCUACUACUUGUAGGUCUUAACCUUUACUUCUUUUACGCCUUAAAUACGACUGGAAAAAAACCUUCACCUUAUGUGGUACCCAAUAUUAAAUUAGAUUUAGGACCAAGUCUUUUCAAAGAUAUAUAUACACAUUUUAAUUAUUUGCCAAAACAAUACAAAACAAAAAAUCCUAAGUUUAUAGUAAAACAAAAAGAUCUUAUAAGCCUGUUUAACUCCAGUGCGGGUACAAAUUCUAAGGAUGUUUUGUUUGAAACUGAAAAGUGGGUCAGUGAUGAGUCUUUAUUCCCUCAUACCAAUGGAGCACCAGGUCAGAUCCUGCGUGCAAUUCAAAACUCACAGAUAGCAUUGGUUGAUAAUGCACCAAAAGGGACACAACUUAAACUAUUACUGUUGUUAGAGGGUAAACAAAAACUUUACUUCAAGCCAAAGAGAUAUGAACUAGAUAAUGUAAUAAAAGGCAAAAUAUAUGCUGGUUAUGAUCGACACAAUUCAGAAGUGUUUGCCUAUUACUUAGCAAUGGCAUUGAACUUCAAAUGGAUUGCUCCUUCUGUUAUAAGAAAGAUUCACAUUGAGAGAGACGUAGUGCCAAAAGCAACAUUAGCAUUAAAUAAAACUAUGGUGAAAAAUGAAAGUGGCUCAACUUGUAUUUAUGGAAAAUGUUUUUACUGUAAAAGAAAUGAAACAGUGUGUCCCGAUCAAAAUGGUGAAAUAGAAGGCGCCGCCAUAUUAUAUUUGGAUAGACAAUUUAAAAUUCAUAAAUCACCCUGGCGUAGAUCUUAUACUACAAAAAAGAUGGAAUGGGAAGAAGAUAAUAAUUUUUGUAAGAAAGUUACAGCAACCUUGAGUUUAAAGAGGAUAUUAAAUCUGAUAGAUGUGGCGAUUUUCGAUUUUUUGAUACAAAACGGCGAUAGGCACCGUUAUGAAGUAUAUAAAGACCAAAUAGUAUUGUUAGACAAUGGUAAAGGUUUAGGAAACCCUUCAGUAGAUGAAUUGGAUAUUCUAGCUCCACUCUACCAAUGUUGCAUGUUAUCUUUAAAAACAUGGCAAAACUUGGAAUUACUUUCGGGUGGGAGUUUAUCUGAGACAAUAGAACUCUUGGCAGGGUAUCAAGGAAACAAAUUAGCUACGGAAGAACACUUUAGGGCGGUGGAUCGGCGACUCAUGAAAAUUUAUGCCACCGUGCAAUACUGCAUAGGCAAAUACGGAAACACAAAAGUACUUAAGAAAAUUUAAGUCAAUUUUAGACAUUUAUAUUAUCUUUGAAUUCUUAGUGAGAACUUUAUUAUUGUUACUAUGAAAUUACUAAAUUAUAAAUGGGAUAUUGUACCUGUUGUACUCUUGUUUUAUAUCUACCAUGAC
Messenger RNA from Papilio machaon (common yellow swallowtail), 1730 nucleotides. RefSeq names its product glycosaminoglycan xylosylkinase homolog. The transcript is spliced from 6 exons. Gene Ontology annotation, cellular component: Golgi apparatus. Bases 333 to 1604 code for a protein of 423 amino acids. The record is from RefSeq and is a predicted model, not a curated record. Gene Ontology annotation, biological process: protein phosphorylation. NCBI's taxonomy places the organism in Eukaryota, Metazoa, Arthropoda, Insecta, Lepidoptera, Papilionidae. Gene Ontology annotation, molecular function: phosphotransferase activity, alcohol group as acceptor.